AUGUCGAUGGUAGAGUUCUUAGGUUGCUUCUUGAUCACCAUUGGUCCGGUUCUCGUUUUGUUCUUCAUGACCAUCGCACAUGACCCCAUCCUCGUCAUCCUCUGCAUCGCAAGGCUGGCCAAUUUUGCAUUUUUCUGGAUGUUAUCGUUGCUGGUCUCCUCAGCGUGGUGGUUGUUCUUCGACGUCAUCAUCUUCAAGACCAAGUCAGUCGUCGGGUUCGGUGUGGUGUUUGCUGUCCUCUUCCAGGAGAUGUUCAGAUUCCUGCUCUUCAAACUCAUGAAAAAAGCUGAACACGGCCUAAAGACAGUGUGGCGUUCAGACAGUUUGUUCGUCAAUGACAAUCAGCUAGCUUACGUUGCAGGAUUAGGUUUCGGCUCCAUACAUUGCAUCUUCAACAUGGUCAACCUGCUGGCCGCCAUGUUCGGUCCGGGGACUGCCGGCCUCAGAGGACAUUCCUACGACUUUUUCAUUACUUCCUCAUUCCUUAGCCUGGGGUUCCUCCUACUGAAUAUCUUAUGGGGUAUCAUCUUCUUCCACGGCUUUAGGUGGGGUCUCUACCACCAGCCUGUCAUCGUCCUCAUCUCCCACUUCAUGGUUUCGGCCUGUAGCAUCCUAUCCUUUCAGUUUGGAGUAGCUUGGAGUAUUAUGCUAACGCUAGCAAUGGUAAUCAGCAUGGCGUUCUACACCUACAAGGUUCUUGGUGGCUCGUGGCAGCUGCUGAAGCGCUCCUUCAAGUUCACCGAGGCUUUCUGGUAUCCCAGUUCGUCGUCGUCGUCUACAGCGGCUCAACCUGAAGAUAAGGCCGAGUGAUUGUUUGGGUGGAGGUGGAUUUGCGGAAAUGUGGCCAAAAUGUUUGGUUGGCUGAUCGGUUGCUGGGCUUGUUGAAUGAUCGAAUCGUUGACUGGUUUGUGGAAUGAUCGAAUGGCAUUUGAUGAGUUGGUUUGUUUGUUUUUGAUUGGCUGUGGUUGGUUGAAUGAUUGAUUGUGUCGUUGAUAGGCUGGUUAGAUUGUUAAUUAGCUGUUAGUUAUCAUGAUAUGAUUUGCUGGCUGUUUGAGUAGAUGAUUUAGUUUUCUUUUGGUAAGUUUGUUUGAUGUUAUUGGAUGAUUAGCUUGGUGAGCUUGUGUUAUAUUGGCUGGUCAGAAAGUUGUGGAUGUCAUAUCUGUAUAUUUUGAUGUAUUGCUUGAUUAUCACUAUUUCGGUAAUUUUUUAGGAAAAGAUUGAAAGAUUGAUUGAAUGAAUGAUUGAAUUAGUGAUUGAUUAAAUUAGUGAUUGAUUGAAUUAAUGAUUAAUUUAUUAACUGACUGCUUGCUUGAUUGAAUAAUUGAUUUGUUGUGGCGUGAGUUAUUUACUGUAUUUUGACCUGUAAUGAUAUUAUUAUUUUGUAAUUUAAUUUAAUAAUUUAAUUUAAUAAUUUGACUGAUUGAUUGAUUGAUUGAUUGAUUGAUUGAUUGAUUGAUUGAUUGAUUGAUUGAUACGACAUGGGUGUGAACUUGUUUGUUUGUUUCAUAGCGUUUUAUGUUGAAUAUUUAGUUACUCUUUGUGUGGCGUGUCUAUGUGUCUUUAGUUUUGACGACAUGUGUGUUUUGUGUUGCGAUCACUUAAUGUAUUGUAUGUUGCUCUCUCUAUUGGACGUCUAACCCUCUGUUUGUAUACAUAUUCGUACACAUAAACACGUGUAAUGCAUACGUAAUGUGUUUAUCUUGUAAUUUGGUUCUACUUUUUUCGUUUUGUCUUUUACAGUUUUGUAUGUCGGUUAUUUUGAUAGUUUGUUCGUUAUAUUUCAAGAAUUAAUCUUUUUAAAUGUUUAUUUAAUAUUUUUAUGUUUUUUUCUCAUUUAAAUUGAAAACGUUUUGAAAUGUUAUAUAAAUUUUUUUUAUUGUUA
Helobdella robusta is the source of this 1882-nucleotide messenger RNA. RefSeq lists its product as hypothetical. Gene Ontology annotation, molecular function: protein-macromolecule adaptor activity. The transcript is spliced from 7 exons. Gene Ontology annotation, cellular component: membrane; gamma-secretase complex; endoplasmic reticulum. Bases 1 to 810 code for a protein of 269 amino acids. The record is from RefSeq and is a predicted model, not a curated record. Lineage: Eukaryota; Metazoa; Annelida; Clitellata; Rhynchobdellida; Glossiphoniidae. Gene Ontology annotation, biological process: Notch signaling pathway; positive regulation of catalytic activity; Notch receptor processing.